AUGGCAACCAAUCUCGGCGAUGCGGAAUCAGGAAUUGCUGGCAUUCUUCGACAGUCUGCACAUCCAGCAGUCCUCUUCUUCCUUUACUUCUUCCGAGCAGUAGCAAUAGCUGUCUACAUCCUGUCCGGUCUCUUCAUCUCAAAUUAUGUCCUUUCUUCCGUGAUUGUGGUGGUCCUCCUAGCCAUGGAUUUCUGGAAUUGCAGAAAUGUAGCUGGGCGGAGACUAGUUGGUCUCCGCUAUUGGAACCAGGUCGACGAUGAUGGCGAGAGUUACUGGGUGUUCGAAAGUCGUGACCCAUCUCGACCAGCGAACCCAAUCGACUCGAGGAUGUUCUGGAUCGCGGUCUACACCUUCCCGCUCCUCUGGCUCGCCCUCCUUAUCGUCUCGAUCCUCAAAUUCAAUCUCUCGUUCGUGCCCAUCGUCGUCCUCGCGCUCGUCUUCAACAUCACGAACGCCAUCGGCUUCACAUACGCCGACCGCGAUGCCAAGCAGAAGUGGGCCAACAACCUCGCGUCCUCGGGCUGGAGCUUGGGCGUGGGAGGCCUCGGCGGCCAGAUACUCUCCGGCGUGGUCAAGAACAGCGUCGGACGUGUGUUCGGCUGA
Messenger RNA from Dichomitus squalens LYAD-421 SS1, 603 nucleotides. RefSeq names its product Golgi apparatus membrane protein TVP23. The record is from RefSeq and is a predicted model, not a curated record. NCBI's taxonomy places the organism in Eukaryota, Fungi, Basidiomycota, Agaricomycetes, Polyporales, Polyporaceae. Bases 1 to 603 code for a protein of 200 amino acids. Gene Ontology annotation, biological process: vesicle-mediated transport; protein secretion. Gene Ontology annotation, cellular component: Golgi membrane. The transcript has 11 exons.